Ogataea philodendri is the source of this 416-nucleotide messenger RNA. RefSeq lists its product as uncharacterized. The transcript has a single exon. The annotation marks the transcript as partial. The record is from RefSeq and is a predicted model, not a curated record. Lineage: Eukaryota; Fungi; Ascomycota; Pichiomycetes; Pichiales; Pichiaceae.
AGAGUGAAUCCACUUUGAAAGAUCCAUCGUUAUCUGAAAUCUUAAAAGAUGGUAGAAUUCCUACCAAGAACAGUUUUUUUUACUAUCGAAACAGAGUUACACCACAUAUUCGUAAUUCUGAGCGUGAACACGAUGCAAUUGCUAUCUCCAAGAUAGCAAGUGGAUUUUAUAACAACGAGUUAUCAGAAUCUGAGAGGCAGCGGUUAAAACUGGAUGCAAAGAAAGAAUAUGAUAAAUUCCUUAUCCAAAGACGUAAGGUUGCAGAACAGUUCAUAGAUACUUACGACAAAGCCGAUGAUUGUGCUCUAGUAUACCAACAGCUGAAAGAGUAUAAGUCGCAAUUACCACUAGAAGAGUCCCUAACAAAAUUAACAGAAGCAGUUGAAAGAUUGAGCUCCCAGGUUUCCAACACUCCU